Metopolophium dirhodum (rose-grain aphid) is the source of this 2601-nucleotide messenger RNA. RefSeq lists its product as uncharacterized. Lineage: Eukaryota; Metazoa; Arthropoda; Insecta; Hemiptera; Aphididae. The record is from RefSeq and is a predicted model, not a curated record. Bases 1 to 2601 code for a protein of 866 amino acids. The transcript has 2 exons.
AUGGCCGUGACACCUAUGAGGUUGCCUGAAAUCCCUUUACCGACUUUUGAUGGUGAAUGGUGUCUACAUUCUGAUCCGCAGGAAGUCAUAAAGGGAUUUUCGAUAUCGAAUGAGUCUUUUACUCUGGCUUGGGAUGCGUUGAUCGAACGUUACGCUAAACCACGCAGGCUGGCAUCAUCAAUAAUUGAUAAGUUGAUAGCCACGCCGGUCGCGAGUUCUGAAAAUCUUGCAGCUCUGCAAACCUUUAUGUCGGUCUUCGACGAGAACAUCACGAUCCUGGAGUCGCUUCAGAUCCCGGAUCUAGCGUCGUUUCUGUUGUUUUCAUUGGCUGCCAGGUGUCUACCUACAAUCUCGAGGCGUCUUUUCGAGGCUGAAAACGUUGAAGGAUAUCCGUCGAUCCAGAGCGUGAUCAAGUUCGUUAAAACAAGAAUCCAGGUCCUUGAAAAUGCAGGGGUAAAACCGGCAGGAAGCUCCUCCAAGUCGGCCAACCCCAGGAAAGCUGGUUUUCCUCGGGAAUCGAAGACAGCACUAGUAUCGACGUCCAAACCUCUUUCGGCCAAACCUAAUUCGUCCAAAGCUGCGUCAACCAAAUCUACUUCGGCGUCAUGUUACGUUUGUUCCGGUGCUCACCAGCUAGCUGAUUGUGCGAAAUUUAAGGCUUGCUCAGUCGAUGAACGCUACAAGGUAGUGUGCAUGCAUCGCCUUUGCAUGGUCUGCUUGCUCCACGGGCACAUGUCGUUCAAGUGCUCUUCUUCGUGCUCCAUAUGCAAGAGGUGCCAUCAUGCACUACUACAUCGAGAUCAGGAACCGUCGAAUUCCGCUCCUCCAGCUGCCAUGUUAGGUCGACAACAAGCUCCAACGGUCCUGCUCGGGACGGCCUUGGUCCAUGUUCGAGAUACAAUUGGCAGUUGCCGGACGGUGCGUGCACUGAUCGACUCGGCCUCGCAGAUCAGUGCAAUCACAUCGGCAUGCUGCAAUCGCUUGGGAUUACAGCCCUCGCGAUGGACAGUACCCGUAACUGGUCUUUCCGGCCAGAAGGUCCCGGAUGUGCAGGGUAUCGUUCAGCUGAUCCAGCCAAGGGAUAAGCCAACGCCAGUUAUCAAGGUCAAGCCGUGGGUACUCUCUGCCAUCACGUCAGAUAUGCCAGCUCGACAAUUACCAGUUCAGGUACGAGCCAAAUGCAGCCAUCUGACGUUGGCAGACCCAAGCUUCGAUGAACCGGCUCCAGUCGAAAUGCUUAUUGGCGCCGAUAUAUUUCCCCAAGUAUGGAAGAACAAGUGCAGCUCGUUGGGUCCAGGUUUCCCUUCCGCUUACAGCUCGGUAUUUGGUUGGGUGCUGAUUGGUCCAGUUCAGGAGCAUCCAGAUAUUGGCGCACAAGCCAUGUUGGUAUCGCUGGUAUCGUCCAUGGAAUCCAUCAUGGAAAGGUUUUGGAAGGUAGAGGAACCUGAAGCUGCUCCGCCUCAGUUCACCGAAGACGGAUUGUGUGAAGAAUUGAUUAACUCGGAGAUGCGUAGGGAUGCUCGAGGUUGGUUCGCGGUACCUCUUCCCUUCCGCACCGGCCGUCCAGUAAAAGAUUUUCCUGGUUCACGGCAAGUGGCGUUUAACAGAUUCCUGCAGCUGGAGAGAAAGCUAUCAUCCGAUGAAGACCUUUACAAUACAUACCGCAAGUUCAUGCUCGAUUAUGAGAGCCUAAGUCAUAUGACUCUCGCAGAAGGUCCCGGUCAAUACUUCAUUCCCCAUCAUGCGAUUCAGAAGUCCGAAGGGGACAGUGUCAAAUUGAGAGUGGUGUUUGACGCGUCGGCAAAGUGCCAUUCGGGUGUCUCUCUCAACCAAUGUUUGUUGGUCGGGCCGAAACUGCAGCAAGACAUCGUUGAUGUUUUGAUUGGAUUCCGCGUACACAAAGUGGCCUUCACAACGGAUAUAUGCAAGAUGUAUCGCCAGAUUGAGGUGCUGCCUCAAUACCGGGGCUACCAAUACAUCCUGUGGAGGGAAUCGCCACAAGCUUCGCUAAAAGAGUAUACACUUAAUACAGUCACGUAUGGAGUAAAUAGUGCGCCCUAUUUAGCGUUGCGAGUCCUCCGCUACAUCGCCGACACGGAAUGUGAAAGUUUUCCGGAUGUGAAAGGAGCUUUGCGUCAUCAAACUUAUAUGGAUGAUAUAUGUGUGGGUGCAGAGUCGUUGGAAGCUGCUAAAACGCUUCAGUUGAAUCUAAUCAACACUCUCGCCAGAUCCGGUUUGGAGUUGAAGAAGUGGGCCAGCAAUACGCCAGAAUUGCUGGAACACCUACGUCCUGAAGAUUGCUCCGGAAAUCCGCUAGCAUUUGAGCAAAAUGAUGCUACGCACGUCGUAUUGGGAAUGCGUUGGAAUCACGAUCAAGAUUAUUUCUCCUUCGGUAUCAACAGUUUCAAGAUGAUUCCUACCAAACGUGGAGUGUUGUCGAUGAUUGCCAGAAUCAUUGAUCCUUUAGGUCUGUUGGCACCGGCAACGUUCUAUGCCAAGUCGAUCAUGCAACGGGUGUGGGUCGCACAGAUCAGUUGGGACGAUCAACUGCCAUCAGAUAUAGCUGAAGAUUGGUGUGACUUCUAUCAUUCUUUAGGUUAG